AUGGUUCCAGCUCCCAUCGACCCAAGCAUCAAGGAUGUCGCCGAGCCUAUCAAAGACACCCUUAAGCUCCCUUCAGCUGCCAAAGAACGUCUCGAGAAGUCAGGUGUAGAUCUAUCCAAGGGGUAUCCCUACCGUCCAUCUCGACCCUUGUAUCUCGAUGAUGUGUAUAAGAUCAGAGACCAGCCCCGAGACCACAUUGAUGCUGGAGCUCGAGCUGAUAAGUCAAAGAAGAACCUUCUCUCUGCGGCUACAAAGGUCACUGAUCUCACCGCAUACAUCGGAACUGAGAUUGAAGGCCUGCAGUUGAAGGAUCUUACCAACCAGCAGCGUGAUGAACUUGCUUUGCUGAUUGCGGAGCGAAGCGUUGUCUUUUUCAGAGACCAGGAUCUUUCUCCGCAGCAACAGAAGGAACUUGGAGAGUGGUACGGAGAAGUGGAAGUUCAUCCUCAAGUUCCUCAGGUCCCAGGCUUGCCUGGAGUCAGCGUCCUGUGGCCCGAUCUCCAAGCUACUGAACGCCCAGCUAGCUUCCGCAAACCUGGCGGAGCAUCGCGAUGGCACACUGACCUGGUUCAUGAGAAACAGCCAGCAGGCAUCACCCAUCUCCAUAACGAUACCAUCCCUUCAGUUGGAGGUGAUACACUGUGGGCAUCUGGUUACGCCGCGUAUGAAAAGCUAUCCCCAGAGUUCCGCAAGAUUAUCGAUGGGAGGUCUGCUGUGUACCGCUCUGCGCAUCCUUACCUCGACCGCGAUCAUCCCGAAGCAGGUCCCCAGUAUGUUGAGAGAAUUCACCCGCUUGUGCGCGUUCACCCUGCGACGGGCUGGAAGGCCCUUUGGGUGAACCGUGCCAUGACAGACAGAAUUGUCGGUCUUGACAAGGCUGAGAGCGACGUUAUUCUGAACUAUUUGUAUGACGUAUAUGAGCAGAAUGUCGAUAUCCAGGUGCGAUUCAAAUGGACUCCUCGAACCUCGGCGCUCUGGGACAAUCGCAUCACAAUUCACAAUGCCAGCUGGGACUAUAGUGGUAGAGAGCCGCGACACGGCACGCGUGUGACUUCGCUGGCUGAAAAGCCUUACUUCGAAGCGUCAGCGCCGAGUCGUCGAGAAGCAUUGGGUCUUCUUGGAGAAGAAGAAAAGAAGGAACUUGAGGCGUCCAAGGGAAAUUAG
Messenger RNA from Fusarium sp. VM40, 1164 nucleotides. The record is from the annotation of a GenBank genome assembly. Lineage: Eukaryota; Fungi; Ascomycota; Sordariomycetes; Hypocreales; Nectriaceae.